Lizanozyma spartinae is the source of this 2358-nucleotide messenger RNA. RefSeq names its product mRNA-binding protein (gene WHI3). NCBI's taxonomy places the organism in Eukaryota, Fungi, Ascomycota, Pichiomycetes, Serinales, Debaryomycetaceae. The transcript has a single exon. Bases 1 to 2358 code for a protein of 785 amino acids. Gene Ontology annotation, molecular function: mRNA binding. The record is from RefSeq and is a predicted model, not a curated record.
AUGACUACAGAAUCGCUAUUGAAUCAGUACCCGUCGCUACCUGGUAAUGGUGGAAGUAAUUCUGCUAUAAAUCGUGCGCUCAACGGUUCAUUUCUAUCACAUCAUCCACUGCAGUCCCAACAACAAUUACAACAACAGCAACAGCUGCAGCAACAACAACAACAACAGCAACAACAACAACAACAACAACAACAACAGCUGCAACAGCUGCAACGCCAUCAACUUGCAUUACAUCGUGGAUCUAAUUCUUCUAAUACGUCAUCGUCAAAUUCGGGUAACUCCUCACAAACAACUAGCUUUUUGAAAGUUUCUAAUCUUCCUGCAAAUAUAUCGCCCAGGGAAGCAGUGGCUAUCUUUUCACUUGUAUUAGAUGAUGUUGUUAACGUGGAAUUAAUUGACUAUACCAUUUUUGCAUAUUUCCGCAAUGUCUCAACAUGUCUUACAACGGGGAGACUUUUAGAAGGUAAAUUUAUCUUUGGAUCGGAAUACCCUCCCGUUAAAGUGGAGUAUGAUUCUAAUACAAUUAAUCAAGCCAGUAAUGCAUUUGCAUCUAUGCAAAUUUCCAAUAUGACAUCUGGCUCAUCAUUAUCUGGCAUACCUGGAAUUCCUUCCUCACAGACAUCGCAUUUAAAUCAAUCUGCAUCAUCUAUUCCGUCGUCGUCAGCAAACCCACAAAGUAACCAAAUUCCGCCUCCCCCAUCAUCACAAAUGGGAGGCUUACCACCUCAAGGAAGCCAACCUCCUCAUCAACUUGGCCCCCAGAUGCAACAAGUUCCUCCUCCACAUCCUGCUCAUCUUACGCAAGGUCAAAUGCAUUCAUUGAGUCAAUCUGGUCCUUCUCAAGAAUCAAAUAAUGAUUAUGAAAAUCUUAAACGUCAAUCAAUUUCCCAAAGAUCACGUUUUGUUUUCUCUGAACCUUUCCAAACUGCACCAACCUCAUCAUCAUCAGGAAUUUCACAACCUCCUCAAAGUGUUGCUGCUCUGGCUUCCAGUUCUAAUGGUGCUAUUCAGCCUCCACCGCAACAAUCUCUGGGAUCAAAUCCAGUUGGACAAUCGUCUCAACGUACAUCUUCAACUGGAAUCGAUCUCAAUGAUAUCACAGGGAAAUCAAUAUUAUUAAUGGAAUCUCAAAAUGAUGCUAAAGAAUAUGAGUCAUUAGUCAGAGAUCCUUGGGGAAAUCAAGUAAAUGGUCCAAAUACUCAAAAUCAGGCUCCUUCGGCUCCACCAACAAUGGCAACUACAUCAUCGAAUACGAAUUCUGGGUCAUUUGAUUGGAACUCUCAGGGUAAUACAGGUUCAAACGCACCCCCCGUGGACAGACGUCGUGCCAGUUCAGCCUUUUUCAGUAGCAACCCUACAUCGUUGCAUCCACGCGCUACAUCAUCUGCUUCUUCGAUGUUGGGUUCUCAGUUACCCUCAGCGGGAAACUCGAAUGGUUUGACAUCAGCAUCAGGUAAUCCUCCUGGAGCACUUCCUAAUCCAGGUACUGGGACUACCACACCAGUGGCCUCGCAACCUGUGUCAGCGAUAUCUAGUGGAUCACUUUUGAAUAAUAUUGGUGUCGUCAGUCAUUCUCUGAACAACAAUGAUGGAACAAAUGGUUUUGGUGUACCUUUAAAUACCCAAAUCGGACUCCCAAGAAGUGGCUCUCUAUCAACCCUGCCAUUGGAACAAACCAAGCAGUCACCUUCUGACCAGGUUUCAAAAUUGGAAAGCUCUCCACCUCAAUCUAUUCAACUGAUUACACAACAACAGGAACAAUCUCAACCAAAGCCUAGCCUUGCUUCAGUGAUAGCCAAUCCACCUCCUUCAAAGAGUUUAAGUUCAACAUCUGUUCAACCAACACCCGUUGCUUCUACUUCAAGUGCUUCGAAACCUAGUACAAGUACGAAGGAAGCAAUACCUGAUUUGAGUCUUCUAGCCAGGGUCCCACCUCCUGCUAAUCCUGCUGAUCAAAAUCCUCCAUGUAAUACACUUUAUGUUGGUAACUUACCACCAGAUGCAACAGAAGCAGAAUUGAGAACACUUUUCUCGCCUCAAAAGGGAUUCCGUCGUCUUUCCUUCCGUACAAAGUCCACUACAACAGGUAGUGGGGCUAGUCACAAUCAUGGUCCUAUGUGCUUUGUUGAAUUUGAAGACGUUGCACAUGCUACAAGGGCAUUAGCAGAAUUAUACGGACUGGCAUUACCAAGACCUGGAGGAAAUGGAGGUAAAGGUGGAAUUCGUUUACUGUUUUCCAAGAACCCAUUGGGAGUUCGUGGACCUGGUAAUAGUAGACGAAGCUCCAUGCAAACAGUUCCAAGCUCAGGAGGAGGAUCCAUGGGGGGGUAUCUGUAUCAAGGAUAUCAUAAACUGUGA